CUAGGCUUUAUGGGGAAGGUUGUUUAUAUGAUUGUCAGUUUUGUAUUCAUCUCUUGAACUUUUUGACAGGAAUGAACUUAAAUUAAAUGAUCUCUCAAUAUUUAUAUAUUUUUUCAAGCAUCUCUGGAAGAGAUACCUUUGUACCAAAUCACUGUCUGCGACAAAUGAUUAAUCUCUAAAUCGUGAUGGCGUCCCUUUUCUAAUUUUAAUUAAUUCUUUAUUCCAUCGACACAAACUAGAGAUGGCCGCUGUCAACUUUGAAGGGAAGGAAGUAGCAGGAUUCGGCUUUAAUUAUGGGUUCUGAAGAUGUGGAAGUCCAGUGUCAAACUCAGUCAGCUUCAGCUAGUGUACCCUGUGAAUCUGCAGCAUCAUAUGGCAUUGCCACUGUGCCAUUUGUAGCUUCAGUUUCUGUUGCCCCUAAUCGAUCAAGAACUGGAACUCCAGUUUCAGCAGGCACAGUCAUGCUUGCCCAAUCAGCAGCCUCGCAUACUCCUCCCCAAAAUGUAGCUGUCCAGCCUUCUGUUGCAGCUUCCCCUCUCCCACAUGUUCAAGUUAUCCAACAACCUUUACAGAAUCAGUAUUUGCAGCAUUUAUAUGCUCCUCAGCAACAACACAUGUUUCUCCCCGGAAAUUUAACUCUGCAACCUACUAUCCAGAGUAUUGGUGCUACUCCUGCUGGUAUAAGCCUGCAGUUACAAGGGAAAGGCAUGGAAAAUAAAGCAGCCACUCCAACAAUUAUAUCUGCAGCACCAAUGCAGACAGUUGGGAAUUUUGGUGCACAGAAUAUUAUACCUGCUGGCAAUCAAAUGGCUGCUGCUGCAAAGGCUUGCGUACCAGGCCAAAUGCUAGCUGCUUCAUCAAAAUCAACUGUAAUACAGGGACAGUCUGGUUUCAUUCCAGUUACAACAUCAAACCAAACUGUUGUCAUUGGACAACUUGGUGUCUUGUCAAAUCCUCAGACUGUUUUACCUCAUCAAGCUAAGGCAAUUUCAGACAGCCAGAAAGGGAAGUCAUAUCUUAUUUCACAACCUGCCACUCUUCAUCCAAAAUCGCCAAUCUUACCAUCUCCCAAUGUUUCCUGCACUGGGCAAAUGAUUGCUACAAGUCAGUUAAAACAGAUUCCAGCAGCUUCUCAUAUUCUAACUACACAAGCCCCUACAAUGAUUACUAAUCAGGCACAGCUUUUAGGAUCACUUCAAGCUUUAGGUGUUCCUCCAGGUAUUACAUGGGCAACUCCUGGAUCAUUGCAUUCAUCGGCAUUGUUUGGACAGAAUCCCAUUUUUAUUCGGAGUCAGCAGUCUGAUAUGUUUAUACAGUCACCACCACCUCAAGCAACUAUUCAUGCAGUGCCUGUGGCUCCUCAAAUGCAGCAGCAGCAGCAACCUCAGCAACAGCAGCAAACUCAACAGCAAGUUCAAACACAGCAGCAGCAACAACAACAACAACAAAUCCAGCAGCAAGCUCAACAACAAGUGCAGCAACAACAGCAACAAGUUCAGCAGCAGCAGAUUCAGCAACAAGUUCAACAGCAGCAGCAGCAGCAACAACAACAGCAUCAGCAGCAGCAACAACAACAACAACAACAGCAGCAAAUUCAACCACAAGCUUCUCAACAGCAGCAAAUUCAACCACAAGUUUCUCAACAGCAGCAAAUACAGCAACAAACACAGCCUACUAUUCUACCAGCUCCCAGUACUCCUGCUCCUCAGGUCAUUAAAGCUAAACCACCUAUACGACCUGGUAGUUCUGUAGCAACUCAAACAGUUGUGUCUACUUCCACUUCUACUAGUACUAGCACAGCCAUAAGUAAAGCUCAGAGCAAACCAAGAUCUCGUUUCCUGCACUGUCGAACAGUGUCAAUUCCUACGAGCUCUUCUCAUUCACAGACAGCUACUACUCAAACACAAACGCAACCACCCCCAAGUCAAAAAGCCGAUGCAGCCAACCAGACUAAACCAACAUCAGAACCAAAAUUAGCUUCAAUUUAUAAUAAGAUAUUAGAGCCAUUCAAUAAAUCAGCGGCAACCGAAACUGCUUUUUCCCCAACUGCCCCAGAACCCAUUGAAAUCGAAGUUGCCCAAGCUGCUGAGCCUAUAGAACCUGUAUCAACUCCUGAUGUUGCCAUUGUCACUCCAUCACCUGCUGUACCACUUGUUGAUGAGUGUGUGCAGAUGGAAGUGGUGGAAGAACCUGUACCAGCAUCAUCUCCACCAUUGCCUGCCCCAGUUCCUAUUGAAAAAGUCAUUCCAAGUCGAAAAGAAGUUGAAGCUGAUAAUAUUGGAAUUGUGAUGCCAAUGCCUGAAGUAACUGUUAAAGAAAAACAACCACAGAAGGCAAUAGUCAAACCUCAUGUGUUAACUCAUGUUAUUGAAGGAUUUGUCAUCCAAGAAGGCUCAGAACCAUUUCCUGUCACUUUGCCUUCGUACAGCAUACCUGCUAAAGAAGAAAUUGUUGAAAAAUCUAUGGAACCUUAUGGCAGUGCUCAGACUGCAGAAAUUCCUGUUAUAAAAAAGAAAGAUAAGAUUCCUAAAAUUCGUGGUGGACCAGUGGAGCUAGCAAAAUGUGAAUACUGUGGUAAACUUGGACCAAAAGCAAAAUUCAAAAGAUCAAAAAGAUUUUGUUCUACAUCAUGUGCUAAGCGAUUUAAUGCUGGCAUUACAAAACGCUUUGCUAUUAUUUUACCAGAUCAGGAUCAAAAACCAGGAGAAGAAAUAAGAAAACAUAAAAAGAAAGGCAGUAGUAAAAAAGGUGGGAAAUCAAAAAAGAAGAAACUUGGCCUGAAAUCAAAGAAAAGCUGGAAAAAAUCUGAAAAUAAGGUGUAUGAGGAGAAAGAAUGGAAUAUUCAGCCAGUUCAACAUAUACCAGAAGAAAUGAUUGAAGAAAAGACAGAAAUUCCUGAAGAGCCAAUGGAAGAAGUAUCCAGCAUGGAAGUAGAAGAAAGUUUAAAUACUAGUGUGUGUAAAGAAGAAGAAGAGGAAGAAGAAGAAAGCCGUCCACCAACUCCAGUUGUAGAACCAGUUGAAGAAGAACAAGCUCCUGUGUCUCAUACAGAGUUUGCUACAAAAUCCCCAUUGAAAUGGACGGUUACUGAUGUUGUUGAUUUUGUUCGAGAUAUGCCUGGGUGUUCAGAUUAUGCAGAUGAAUUCAGAGCUCAGGAGAUUGAUGGACAAGCACUUUUGCUUUUAAAAGAAGAUCAUUUAAUGAGUCUCAUGAGUAUGAAACUGGGACCAGCUCUAAAAGUUUGUGCUAAAAUAAAUUCCAUGCGAGAUGAAGUCAGCCAUUAGGUAUGAACAUUGUUAUAUCUGAUUUUGAUACAGAUUUAAUUCCCACAUGACUUCUAGAAAGCAUUUGAGCUUGACAGGUUGGUGGCAAAAACAUUUCCGGUGUAAUGAUUUCAAAAGACUAUUAUUAAAUUGUAAUAUAUUUAUAGUGUUGUAAGCAAAUGCUUGUGAAUGUGUGAAAAACAGUGCUUCUUCUGUUGUGGAAGUUGAGUUUUUAUUAUUCUGAGACAAUGUGUAAACGCUCGUUUUUACUUGACACUAAGUAUUGAAGGACAUCUUUUAACUUAUUGAGUAAUAAUACUCAAAUUUUUUAGUUAUUUAUCAUUCAGACUUUCAUAGAAAUAUUUUUCACGUGCCUGUUUCCCAUUUAAGUUGUCGUAUUUUGAAACCAUGUGUUAUACAUUCCUUGUGAAGAUAUGCAUCAUGUUGCAAGGUUCAUUAAGUAUUUACAAAUAAAAACUCAUUACUUGCAGGUAUAAGCAAUGACAAUUUGAAAUGGCAAGUAAAAAGUCUAAUACUCAUCAAACUGUAACUAAAAAGCUUGGUUUAAGAGCAAUCUUUUUAGGGAUUGUAUUAAAAAUAAACAGUUUGAUUGUUCUAAAAAAUGCACAGAAAUGCCAAAAAUUAAAAAGUAAUUCUGUUUAUGCUUCACAAGUUCAUUAGAAAGUUAUCAUUUUCUUAAAAUACACUUUAAAAAUAAGUGCAUUUUUAUUUUUUCAUUGCGUAAGUUAGUAAAAUCUCUUUUCACAAAGUUAAAAUGAGAAGAAAAUGAUUAAUUCAUUUUGCAAUGAUGUUAAAGAAAAUAAUCAAAAUAUAAAGCUGACUAUUUUUAUGCUGACAAAAGAAAUUAUUAUGCAAUAUAUUUUUAAAAAUAAAUAUCACUAAAAUGUCAAAACUUUCUGUUAAUUCCGAAAAUUCAAACACAACCAUGCAAAUUUGUGAUCAGUCUUUUUGAAGAUUUGACAAAGCUUUCAUUGUAACUCAGAGUUGUAGUUUUUUUCAGAAAGUAAAAUAUUAUUUCUGAAAAAAAAAAAAAGAUAAUUGCAAAUUAAUCAAAAGAUUGGUCACAAAUUUUUAAUAUA
Messenger RNA from Argiope bruennichi, 4363 nucleotides. Its product is annotated as polyhomeotic-like protein 1. Gene Ontology annotation, molecular function: protein binding; zinc ion binding. The record is from RefSeq and is a predicted model, not a curated record. The transcript has 15 exons. Lineage: Eukaryota; Metazoa; Arthropoda; Arachnida; Araneae; Araneidae. The coding region runs from base 294 to 3284 and encodes 996 amino acids. Gene Ontology annotation, cellular component: nucleus; PRC1 complex.